CGCGGCGCGGCUGCUGCUGGAGGCUGGUCCGGGGAGGCUACAUUAGGUCCCCUGCAGAUUGCUCCAGUACUACAGUCAUGAAUGGUACUGUGAGAUUUCAUCAUGACAAGUCAACUCACGUAACAACUGUGAUAAUAAAAUACUUAUACAAAGUUUUUGUACAUAGCUCUCAUGAUAGUGAUCCCAGAAAGAGUUAUCAUUCUAAUUCUACAAAGAGUGCAGAAUGAUUAAGGAAAUCAUUGUAAGCUUGGUGUCUUGGAAAUAUGGAAUCAAUCUCUAUGAUGGGAAGUCCUAAGAACCUCAAUGAAACCUUCUUACCAAAUGGUGUUAAUGGUAUCAAGGAUGCCAGUAAGAUCACAGUAGGCAUAUUUGGAAGUGGAGACUUUGCCAAGUCCCUGACCAUUAGGCUUAUAAAAUGUGGAUACCAUGUGGUUGUAGGAAGCAGAAACCCUAAAUUUGCUGCUGAGUUCUUCCCACAUGUGGUUGAUGUUACUCACCAUGAAGAUGCUGUAUCAAAAACUAACAUCAUUUUUGUUGCCAUACACAGAGAACAUUAUGCCUCUUUGUGGGACCUCAAGCAUUUACUUAUAGGUAAAAUCCUUGUAGAUGUUAGCAACAAUAUGAGGGUGAAUCAGUAUCCAGAAUCCAAUGCAGAGUAUUUGGCCUCCCUGUUCCCAGAUUCGCUGAUUGUCAAAGGAUUUAAUGUCAUCUCAGCCUGGGCACUGCAGUUAGGACCAAAGGAUGCCAGCAGAAAGGUCUUUAUAUGCGGUAACAAUGUUCAAGCUCGCCAUCAAGUUAUCGAACUUGCCCGACAGCUGAAUUUUAUUCCCAUUGAUUUGGGGGCAUUGUCUUCUGCAAGGGAGAUUGAAAACUUACCUCUGCGGCUGUUCACAUUGUGGAAAGGGCCGGUAGUGGUGGCUAUUAGUUUGGCCACUUUUUUCUUCAUCUAUUCUUUCAUCAGAGAUAUAAUACAUCCAUAUGUGAGAAAUCAGCAAAGCGACUUUUACAAGAUUCCCAUUGAGAUUGUGAACAAGACUUUACCAGUUGUUGCUAUUACUUUGUUGUCUCUGGUGUAUUUAUCAGGACUCCUGGCAGCUGCUUAUCAGCUUUAUUACGGCACUAAGUAUAGGCGACUUCCUCCCUGGCUGGAGAGUUGGUUGCAAUGUAGGAAACAGCUGGGACUACUCAGUUUCUUCUUUGCUACCGUGCACGUGGCUUAUAGUCUCUGCUUACCUAUGAGGAGGUCUGAACGAUACUUGUUUCUUAAUAUGGCUUAUCAGCAGGUUCAUGCAAAUGUGGAAAAUUCUUGGAAUGAGGAAGAAGUGUGGCGAAUUGAAAUGUAUAUCUCCUUUGGAAUAAUGAGUCUUGGCUUGCUUUCUUUGUUGGCAGUUACUUCCAUCCCUUCAGUAAACAGUGCCUUAAACUGGAGGGAAUUCAGUUUUAUUCAGUCUACACUGGGAUAUGUCGCUCUGCUCAUAAGUACUUUCCAUGUGUUAAUUUAUGGGUGGAAAAGAGCCUUUGAAGAAGAAUACUACAGGUUUUAUACACCACCAAACUUUGUUCUUGCCCUUGUUUUGCCUUCUAUUGUAAUUGUAGGUAAGAUCAUUUUACUCUUUCCAUGUAUAAGCAGGAAACUGAGAAGAAUCAGAAGAGGCUGGGAAAAAAGCCAAGUUAUGGAAGAAAGAGGUGGGACUGUUCCACAUCUCUCACCAGAAAGGAUUACGGUGAUGUGAUGGUAGAAUAGUGUCCAUUAGCACUACAGUUGUCACUUGUCUUUUUGUUUUAAAACUUGUGUUUUUAGGAGUUUAUAUAACUAUGUGUAAAAGUUGCUAUGGACUUGCUUGGCAUAUGGUACAAGCUCUCAGCCAAGGAAUGAGCAAUUUAUUUUUCUUCAAAAAUUAAAAAAAAAAAAUCACUUCAAUUUUAAGUUACAAGAGGGCAAACAAUGUGAAAUCAGGAUUUUUAAAAUGCUUCUUUGCACAAUUGUAUCACAAACAUUGUGGUUUUAUAAUUAAAACCAAAUGUUCCAGACAGCAUUUCUUUGACUGAUAGCAAAUGUUCCAGACAGUACUUCUUUUAUUAAAACGAUCAUUUUUAGUUAGUCAGUCCAGAAUGUAGAGUAAUAUAUUUUAAUAAUUUAGAAAAUAAACAUGUUUUGAAACAGCUGAGAUUAAAUUUUUAAUAGUUGAAAUUAUUUAUUCCACACAUACAUUACACAUAUUUGUGUAGGUCAACAAGGAUUUUGAACCAAAACAUGACUUGAAUAUAAUAAAAAUGUUAGUUGCAUUAAGGACUAUGAUUUCAAAGUGCUGCAUAUGGUUUUAGACCUGUAAUGUCCAUUGACGUUAAUGAGUCAUUGCAGUGAAAAUCCAAUCCAAUACUUUGAAAGUGCAAGAAGGAUUUAUAUAAAUUUGUACAAUCAACUAAUGAUCACUUUAAAAAUAAAACAUGCCAAAAAUUAUUUUAAAAAAUUAAAGUUGGGAGAAAUUUGCAAUAAAAAAAUUGAACUUUAUGGGUGAAACUUCCAAUAUCUUAAACACAACAGAGAACAACCAUAAUGUUAACAUUAUCUGUGUGUUUCUGUGUUCGAGUUUCAGUUAUGGCACAUGAAUUUGCCUCUCUUUCAACCUGAAGAUCUUUUAACGUACUUUUGUUGCACAAAUACCCCAUUCUAUUUUUAUAUGAAACUUUUGUUUUUACAGCCAUCUGUGGGGAAUGCUUUACUGUAAAUUUUUAAGAAAUAAAAACAGAUAUUUCUAUACUUCAGCAUUUUAACAUGAGUUGAUGAUCUUGUGAAAUGGAAAUUUCCCUCUAAAAUUUGUAAUUUUGGUUUCCUAAGGCUUUCUGAGGCUUUCUGAAUGUUGUUUAGAAUGACUUAUCAAUGACUACUUUAGCAUGUUUUCUCCUUCUUUACGGAAUAGGCCAAACUCUACUCAUUUACACUCGUGCUGCUUCUAUAGAAAUCAGUGGAAGUUGUUCUCAUGCAUCAAAGUGCAGAAUCUGGCUCUACAUCUCUACCUAUUUUUGCAGUAUUACAGUUUUGCUGUCUUUAAUUGUUUUCUUUCCUCACAUUUUUGCAAUAAUUUUCCAUCAUUAUGAUAAAUAUCUGCAAUAUGACUCUGAUCCAUAUAGCACUUGUGUAUACUUAAGUUGAGUACAUGAGUAGUCCCAUUGACUUUACUGCCUACUUUUGUAAUGAGCCCUACACCCAGGCAAUAUGUAUUUAGAGCCAAAUUCUGCUCCCACUUACACCAGCAUAAAUCCAAACUAACUCAGUGCCAAUUGUUUUUAGUUUCAUUACAAACUGAAGAACCUCAGUUAGGUUUUUCAACAUUCAUUACAGCCUCCAAGCCUUUAAAACAAACCUAGGCCCAUUUAUGGUUUUGUCAGUAUCACAAAAAAUCUGCAGUUUACAUGGUUUCGCCUGUGUUCUGCUUUAGAUAUAGGGUUUGUUCAAACUCAAAACCCAGACUGAAACUCCAGGCAGAGGACUUCCUCAAAAUGACACAACAUAAAGUGAAACAAGGUGGGUUAGUUAAUAUCUUUUUGUCUUUAGGAAGCUUGACUCUCUCACCAACAGAAUUUGGUCCAAUAAAAGAUAUUACUGCAUCCACCUUGUCUCUCUAACACCCUGGG
Molecule: messenger RNA, 3636 nt
Organism: Chelonoidis abingdonii (Abingdon island giant tortoise)
Lineage: Eukaryota; Metazoa; Chordata; Testudines; Testudinidae
Source: RefSeq, a predicted model, not a curated record